Exophiala bonariae is the source of this 831-nucleotide messenger RNA. RefSeq lists its product as uncharacterized. Lineage: Eukaryota; Fungi; Ascomycota; Eurotiomycetes; Chaetothyriales; Herpotrichiellaceae. Bases 1 to 831 code for a protein of 276 amino acids. The transcript has 2 exons. The record is from RefSeq and is a predicted model, not a curated record.
AUGAAAGCAUCACUUGCAUCAAUAUAUGCCUUGAUCGGGUUAGUGACCUCUACUGUUGCUGCUCAAGCCCUAAGAGAUUGCUAUGUUGGAUCCGCCCCCUUUUGCAACAACUCACUUGCUUCGGACACAGCUUGUCGAGGUCUCGAGGUCACUACAGCUGAUGGCUGGAAACGCAUGGAUUGUGAUUAUGUACUCUACAAUAUCCCAGCAACAGGUGUCAGCACCUCUAAAUGGCUUGUGAUUCACGCUGGAGGCUGUGAUACAUUCACUGCAGAGCUGGGUGACUUCUUCGCACCCGACUUGGGUCUCAACAUAUGGGGAUUACGGCCAUGCGGUGGACAUGGCCUUGGUCUCAACCCACCUGCACUGGUAGACAUUUAUCACACUCCAGGCACCACCAUGCUAUUCUUACACGAGUACGGUGACACCAACAAAAGCUACAAUUGGUUCUCGGCAGAUGGCUGCAAUAGCACAAGCAAACCAAUGUAUAUGUGCGUCGGUGCGCUCGAUCCCAACUUUGACACCAAGUUCAAUGCGAUCAAAUCAGUCCUACAAACCGGAUUUAGCAACACGAAAAGUUUUCCAUGUAAGCUGGAGGUCAUAAGUGCAAUGCCUUAUGCGCAGGACGCAGAUCCGACAAUUCCAUGUACGGGGAUUCUUCGAGAAUAUAAUAACCCGGCCAUUGUCGGGGGUGACACUUCUGGCUCUCCAAACUGGGCAUGGGAAAUGCCGGUAUUCAUGACACAGGCCAUUCUACUUGCGACACAGGUGGACCCAGAUGGGCCAGUCGUAAAUGCUUUCCGUGCAGCGAUAGAGAUAGCCCUAUCAUGA